This is a messenger RNA of Symbiodinium sp. CCMP2592, 807 nucleotides long. The record is from the annotation of a GenBank genome assembly. Lineage: Eukaryota; Dinophyceae; Suessiales; Symbiodiniaceae.
AUGGUGCGACGGCAGCAGUGCUUUGUGGGCCUGUUGCUGACGUUGCUGCUGGUGGCGAAGGAUGUGGGUCUCCGGUCCUUUGCCGCAACUGCAGGGAGAUCGAGUCCCGACGUCCUCAGUGAAGCUUUGCAGAAGCUACUGACAGAGGCUGAGGCAUCAGUGCGACCGGGAGCUUACUCUCCCCGAUCUGAUGAGGCAGGCCGCCGCGUGGCCGAGGCAGCCGCGGCUGCCGAAGCCUUGGCUUCGAAACCGAGCUGGCGGGAGGGAGACCUGGCUCUGUUAAAUGGCACCUGGGAGCUGAUGUUCACGAGCAACGGGGACGUCGAUCGGGGAGACAUCCGGAGUCUUUUGGGCGAGGCGGCGUCGAACUCUGAUGGCUUCCAGCCUUUCAAGCUGGAGGGCGUGCAGCAGGAGAUCGAUGUCCAGGCUGGGAGACUGCGGAACCGGCUUUCACUUGCUCCGUGGCCUGGUGCGUUACCGCUGCCACCUCCUUUGGGGACGCUGCUGUCCGACCUGCAGGAUGCAGAGGUCGUCCUCAGCCUGGACCAUCGUUUCGAGGCGUAUGGUGACAUCCGCCUCCGCAUCGUGCUGGAGAGACUGGAUCGAUCACUCCGGCGGCGGAAUGGGAAGGAACUUGAGGGCCUUCCUUCCUGGCUGCCACUUCGCUCCAGCUACGGCUUCCCGCAGCUCCUGGGUGAACUUGGCCCCGGCAGAUUCGAUACGACGCUGCUGCAAGGCGAUGUUCGGAUCAGCCGUGGAGUUGGGCGCUUCAAGGAGCUGCGGAUUUUCCGGCGUCUGCGCGACUAG